Messenger RNA from Bubalus bubalis (water buffalo), 1688 nucleotides. RefSeq names its product ADP ribosylation factor like GTPase 8A (gene ARL8A). Lineage: Eukaryota; Metazoa; Chordata; Mammalia; Artiodactyla; Bovidae. The transcript is spliced from 7 exons. Bases 324 to 818 code for a protein of 164 amino acids. Gene Ontology annotation, cellular component: lysosomal membrane. Gene Ontology annotation, biological process: anterograde axonal transport; protein transport. The record is from RefSeq and is a predicted model, not a curated record. Gene Ontology annotation, molecular function: GTPase activity; GTP binding.
GGUGUCACGAGGCCCGAGGGACCGCCGCCCGCGGAGAGGGCCCUCCUUCCGCACCGCAGCCGGGCGCAUGACGGGGCGAAAGUGCAGGGCCUGCUGCGGGGAGGGUCGCGAGAUGCGAUGCCCUGCGGCUUGGGCAGGGGGCCCGGCGGCCCAAGCCCCACCCCGGGGGGUUAACCCCGCCUGGCCGGAAGGGGAAACCCCAGCGCUAUUGAUGGUGCGGGGGAGAGGGAUGCUCUGGGGGGAGUGGAAUCCGCCCGGGCCCAGGGCUCCAGCCCAGACGCCUCCUCUAAGGGAACCUCUGCCCAGCUGGAGGUCCGGGGGGGAUGGACGGCACCCCGAGGAGCUCGGAGGCCCCGCCUGGCCCGGAAGUUGCAGAGGAGUCAGGACAGUUCAACGAGGACAUGAUCCCCACUGUGGGCUUCAACAUGCGCAAGAUCACCAAGGGGAACGUGACCAUCAAGCUCUGGGACAUCGGGGGACAGCCCCGCUUCCGGAGCAUGUGGGAGCGCUACUGCCGCGGAGUGAGCGCCAUCGUGUACAUGGUGGAUGCCGCUGACCAAGAGAAGAUUGAGGCCUCCAAGAAUGAGCUCCACAACCUACUGGACAAGCCCCAGCUGCAGGGCAUCCCGGUGCUCGUCCUGGGGAACAAGCGAGACCUCCCCGGGGCGCUGGAUGAGAAGGAGCUGAUCGAGAAAAUGAACCUGUCUGCCAUCCAGGACCGAGAGAUCUGCUGCUAUUCCAUCUCCUGCAAAGAGAAGGACAACAUCGACAUCACUCUACAGUGGCUUAUCCAGCACUCAAAGUCGCGGAGGAGCUGAGACCGCGGCCGCGCCUCGGACCAGGGACCGCCUCCCAGCCUGAAGCCGAGCUCCCCCUCCCCCUGCGGCCCCCAAGCCCACCCUCCCUACUCCGUGCGGGGAGGGUCCUCCGGGGCCCCAGAGCCCCGUUCUGCUGAGGUUUGAACUCCUGAUUCGACUGUAAAUAAAUGGCUCCCGCCCGCUCCCUAACCUCCCCUCCCCGCUCCGCUUUCCGUCCCCGCCCCUCUCCGCUCCCCUUUCCUACACUCUGUUAUUGUCCUGUGUGUACAGUAUAUAUAUGUAUAUAUAUUUUAAUUUUUUAAUUUAAGCAAAGACUAAAAUCAACCAUUGGAUGCUGCAGGGCCCAGCCAGGAUCAGGGAGGGGGCGGUGGAGAAAGCAGGAGGGAGCCUCGGGGUCGGCUGGGGCCGGUCCGCCCGGAAGGGCACCAGCCUGGCAGAGGCGGCCGUCCCGAGCCUCGUCUGUCCCCGCAGUGUUUGGGUGUCACAGGCAGACGGGAGCCUUCAGGGACCCCCCUCUCGGCCCCAGCCGGGCGGAGGGCAGGGGCCGCCUCCCAGGUGCCCCCGCCGCCCGCCCUCCCCGCCGGGCCGGCCGGCUUCCAGCUCCUGCCCCUCCUCAGGCCCCUUCCUCCACGGGCCACCUCACUUUCUGUUCUCAUUUUGCAGAGUUGCACAAGGAGAGAACUCAGCAUGGGGGGUUGGUUCUUUGGAUUUUUGUUUUCUGUUGGUUUAUUUAAUUUAAUGAUUUGUAAAGUGAUGUCCCUCUUCCUUUUUUACACUUUUCUGCUCAUAUUUAACCUCUGUUUGAAAGAUGAUUCUUGUAACUGUACAUUUUUUUGCCUCCUAACAAGAAUAAACGACAAUUUUGUGUUG